CGGCCAACACGACUGUGCAUAGGGGUUCAUUUCCGAGAGCAUAUUUUAUCGUGUUGUGAUGUUCUAAAUGAUCGUAUCUUCCAAGUCGUGCGUACGGUGUCCACUGAAACAUCUAAUCUAGCAUGUGCUGUUAGUCUGCUUCAGGAGAGUAGGACCACAGAUUAUGGAGGGGAUCACGGGAAGAGAAUUUACCUAUUUUUACGUCUUACCAACAUAACAGCAUUUACUCGCCGCAACGAGACACAGAGAUGCGUUUCAACGAAGUGACAGAUUGAGAGGCCGGUCGUCAACUCCGGCUCGAUAGUGAAGACGAAACGGUACUUUCUUCCCAGUUUGUUGUUCGGCGGGUCUGUCAAUAUGGCUGCAGCGUGUUUUUACUAGCGGUCUCUGUUCUCUCUCCAAGAUGACAAGCUUGUGAUGUCAGGGACUCCGCGAUCGGGUCGACAUUGACAUCGGGUCACCAUUCAGGACAACCAUGAUAUGUGAAUCGUUGGGAGGUUGUCUGUUCGGCGUCACUUCUUAGCUAGCUCAUGCCAGUCCCAUGUUCAGACUGUACAAUACCACCGGGAUAUGAUUAGGCCUAACAUGGCCAGAUACCUAAAGUAAUUUCUGCAGUCCUAAUGGUAUUCUUGACUCACCAACUGAAGAUGUUUCCUUGGAAGUGCAGGUUUUAGUUGAAUAUCGGCUUGAGAUGCCUGGAGAGGAAUGCUGUAUACAAAAAUAUGAUCGCCUCACCUUGGGGCAAGAAGUCCAGAAGGAGUUAUCUUCCUGUGAAUGGAUUACCUCCCCUUCAGUCUUGCCUCAACAAGCGUGCAAUAUGGACCCUGCUUUGGUGGUUAUUGCUGAUUGCAGAGGUGUUCAUCUACAGCUCAUACACCAUCCUGGCGCACCUGUGUCUGGUGGAGGGGAAACUGCCGUUCAGGUCAUCGUCAGUCGUCCUCUGUACAGAAGUCCUCAAGAUUGUCUUGUCGAUAGCAAUGUUGUUGCCGGAACUGUGGAGAGGUGACAUGACCAUGCCGUCACUGUCCAACUGUCUGCUGUUCAUGGUUCCAGCCGUGCUGUACUGCAUCAACAACAACCUCAGUGUUUACAUGCAGGUGCAGAUGGACCCCACCACCUACCAGAUCCUCGGCAACAUGAAGGUGAUCACCACAGCGGUGCUUUACAGGGCGAUAAUACGAAGGAGGCUGACCGUCAUACAGUGGGCGUCUCUGGCUGUGCUGGGUGCAGCAGGCAUAUUUGACAGCUAUGGUGGUAUGCAGACCAAGGGCGCAUGGUCCGGGGAGAUACACCUGACUGUGUCCGGUCUGAUCAUGAUGUGCACUUACUGUUGUAUAUCAGGCUUCGCAGGGGUCUACACCGAAUACAUAUUAAAGAAACACUUUCAGACCUCCCUCCACGUUCAGAACACCUUACUGUACACAUUCGGUAUUGUCCUCAACGGGGGAGUGUGGGCCGUGCAGGAGGCUGGGAGUGGCAAGGAAGGAGGUGAGAGCUCUGGUGUGUUUGAUGGAUUCACUCUGUACACCUGGGUCAUCGUUGUCACUCAGGCCUUCAACGGGCUGAUAAUGUCGGCCAUCAUGAAGCACGGCAGCAACAUCACACGUCUCUUCAUCAUCUCCUGCGCCAUGUUGGUGACAACACUGUUCUCUGUCGCCAUCUUCCAGUUGGCCCUCAACAUGUAUUAUGUCCUGGCGUUUGUCUUGGUCAUAGUGGCCCUGUACAUGUAUCAUAGAUGAGGCUGUAAUCAAACUAUUGACUGAGGAGUGUUUUAAAUGGCUUAACAUGAAAUGUAAUGAUCUGGAAAGUUGUUCAAGGUUUGAUUGUUAUGGUUAUUAUUACUGCAGUCGUGACCUAGUUCUACCUGAAACAAGGUCGUGUUGAAGCUACUUGAUCUUAAGUCCGGCAUUUUCUGAAUCUUCCCUUAAUCAUGUUAAUAUAUUUAAUAAGGAGAUAAGAAGAAUGUGUUUUGAGUGUAGAGCGUGGUUACCUGUAGAUUUAGCCGCGCUAAACUGCAUUUGGAUCUGAAUAUGCAUCAUGGGGCUAUAGGAAAGUACUAUAUUUCAAGCUCUUUGUUUUCCCGAAAACUUGAAAACUUGAAAUCAAAUCUUAAGUUGAUUUCUGUCGUGUUUUCCCCCCAAAAAUGAGCUCUUGAGGGUCAUGUUUUGGAGAUUAUGUGGCUCGGUUAUCAUUGGUUACUGUUGACGGAAGUAAAGGAUUUCUUGUUGUGGUUCGGUUCCCUGUUGAGGCAAAUGGCUUUGGCACGUUGGUUGAGUGUGCCAGUGAUGGCUUGUUUUAUCAAGGAAUGGUGGUAGGAGGUGUAGUGGAUGUACUACUGUGUGUGUGUGUUGGCUUGUGGUACACUGAUGUUCUCAGUCCAUCUGCUGUAGUAUGGAGGGACACGUCUAGGAAGAGAAGGUGUUGAUUGGUUUCUGUCGCCAUGGUGAACUGGCUUCUCUGGUGCUGGGCAUUGUGAUUAUUGAGGAGUUCUGUGGGGUCGUUCUGGUGGUGAAUGUGUCGUCUACUUUCUGUUACCAGCAGAGGGGUUGGAAAUGUGGUGCAGAGAGGGCAGAUUUUUUGAAAGAUGCCAUGAAGAUUUCAGUGAUGGGUGGAGACAGAGGGGAAGCCGUAGACAGUCCAUGGAUUUGCUUGUAGAUCUUGUCUUGAAAGUGAAAUAUGAAGUGUCGAAGCAACUGGAGGCAUGGUUGAUGAUGCUUUGACUUCAGGGUCUAGGUUGUGAAUUCUGGUUUGGAGGUUGUGGAAGAUGACAAAGGCUUCUUGUUGAGGGAUGUUGGUGAAGAGGUCAAUGAUGUUAUCAGCUGACCAUGGUACCUGUGAGAUUUGCUUCUUUCAGCUGAUGAGAGGUACUGGGCGGUGUUGUUGAAGACAGAUCCUCUGGAACUUGUAUUCUGUUACUGAUGCAUAUGGGGCUUGAGAAUUGAUGGAGUGUCAUUUAUCUCUGUUUUCUGGAGCUCUUUCAGGGUCUUCUUAUGUUGACAUUCUGCUUCAGCAGUGUGACUUUCUGGAUGGUCAGGUGAGUGGUCAUGUCAGAGAGGGUGGUGUUGACAAGCUGAAGGAAAUCUAGGAUGUUCAUGACGACAGCUGCUUUGCCUUUGUCAGCUCCUGUUAUGGUGUUAUCUUUCUGGAGUGCAGUCAUGGCAUGUCUCUCGUGGGUGGUGAGGUUUUGGUGUGGUUUGGGGGCUUUCUGGAUCAAGAUUAUUUUUUGCUGCUGUCAAGGUGUACCAGAAAUCAAUCCAAGAGUGGAAUUCAUGACCACACAUCUGUGGUCAAGUCGUGAAAGUGUACCCCUGUUGACAAGGGAGCAUAUGAUGCAUAUGCUCGCUGCAGAAAGUCAUUGAAGCGACUUGUGAGAGAGCAACCUUAAGUCCUGCUGGAGAGCAGCAGCUGGAGUGUGCACUGUUCCAAGUUGGACAUGACUCUGCUUGGACGUGAUUUCACAGCAGAUUGUUAACGUGUUUACAGUAAUGUCAAUGUCAUAUGCUGUGCCCAUGAUGUGAUUAAAUCAUUACCCUCAUUGCAACAUCUA
This is a messenger RNA of Haliotis rufescens (red abalone), 3547 nucleotides long. Its product is annotated as probable UDP-sugar transporter protein SLC35A4. The coding region runs from base 723 to 1739 and encodes 338 amino acids. The record is from RefSeq and is a predicted model, not a curated record. NCBI's taxonomy places the organism in Eukaryota, Metazoa, Mollusca, Gastropoda, Lepetellida, Haliotidae. The transcript has 10 exons. Gene Ontology annotation, biological process: pyrimidine nucleotide-sugar transmembrane transport. Gene Ontology annotation, molecular function: pyrimidine nucleotide-sugar transmembrane transporter activity. Gene Ontology annotation, cellular component: Golgi membrane.